Catharus ustulatus (Swainson's thrush) is the source of this 2673-nucleotide messenger RNA. RefSeq names its product aspartate beta-hydroxylase domain containing 2 (gene ASPHD2). Bases 243 to 1346 code for a protein of 367 amino acids. The record is from RefSeq and is a predicted model, not a curated record. Lineage: Eukaryota; Metazoa; Chordata; Aves; Passeriformes; Turdidae. The transcript has 4 exons.
CGGCCCCGCACGGCCCCGCACGGCCCCGCACGGCCCGGCGCGGGCGGCAGAACCUCCCUCCAGCACGGCCUUUCAGGAUGAUGCACCCAAGAGCGCCAGCAGGGACCCUCCAGCCACGUGGCUGCUGAGCCAGGGGUGCUGCUGGGCACCGCUGCCAAUGCAGAGCUCCCGGGAGUGCAGGGCAGAGCCGCCGCUCCGCUCGCCCAUGGCAGCCCCUUCCCGCCGCGCCCCGGCCCGGCUGCAUGGUGUGGGUGCCCCUGAGCCCCACGAGCAGUGACCGCCGGGCCCCGCUGCGCGCUCCCAGCACCACCACCAUGUCUUUGGAGUGGCUGAUGGACUGGAGCUGGUCCCUGGACGGACUCCGAGAUUUCAUCGCCACCGGCAUCCAGUCUUUCCGCGACUGCGACGCCACGGCCCUGGUGGCCGUCGCCUGCCUGCUGGUCCUCUUUGUGUGGUACUGCUACCACGUGGGGCGGGAGCAGCCCCGCGCCUACGCCACGGUGAACGCGCUGAUGCAGAGCGCCGAGGCCAACGGGGUGCAGAACGGGUUUGUGUACUGCCAGUCGCCCGAGUGCGUGCGCUGCUCGCACCACGACGGCCUCAACCAGAAACUCUACCACAACCUGCAGGAGUACGCCAAGCGCUACUCCUGGUCCGGCAUGGGCAGGAUCCACAAGGGUAUCCGUGAGCAGGGCCGCUAUCUCAACAGCCGGCCCUCCAUCCAGAAGCCAGAAGUCUUCUUCCUGCCCGACUUGCCCACCACGCCCUACUUCUCCCGGGACGCUCAAAAGCACGACGUGGAGUUGCUGGAGCGCAACUUCCAGACCAUCCUGUGCGAGUUUGAGACCCUGUACAAGGCGUUCUCAAACUGCAGCCUCCCGCAAGGAUGGAAAAUGAACAGCACGCCCAGCGGGGAGUGGUUCACCUUCUACCUGGUGAACCAGGGCAUGUGCGUGCCCAGGAACUGCCGGAGAUGCCCACGGACGUACCGCUUGCUCGGGAGCCUCCGCACCUGCAUUGGCAACAAUGUCUUUGGGAACGCCUGCAUCUCUGUGCUGAGCCCAGGCACCGUCAUCGCCGAGCACUACGGGCCCACCAACAUCCGCAUCCGCUGCCACCUCGGUCUGAAGACACCCAGCAACUGCGAACUGGUGGUGGGGGGCGAGCCCCAGUGCUGGGCUGAGGGCCGGUGCCUGCUCUUCGACGACUCCUUCUUGCACACGGCGUUCCACGAAGGUGCCCCGGAGGAAGGUCCCCGCGUGGUGUUCAUGGUGGACCUGUGGCACCCCAACGUGGCCGCGGCCGAGCGCCAAGCCCUCGACUUCAUCUUCGCGCCGGGACGAUGACGGUGCUGCCCGGCCUGGUGGGUUCAGGGCAGCUCGGCCGGGGCCUCUCCCGGCACACACGGCCUCGGUGCUCCCUCCCGGGGGUCUUGUAAAUGGAAACUGUGACGUGUAUCCGCGCCCAUCUCCUUCCUCCAUCGUUGGCUUCAGGGAUUCUUUUCCAAGAGCCGGCGCCUCGGCCCCGCCGGGGCUCGCUGCCCCCCUGCUCCUUCGUGUUCUGUUGCUACUGUGUUUUGCGGUGUUCAGAAGUAGAGUAACAAACCCAAGGGUGCUCGUUUGAAUGUAAUGUAAAUUUUUUCUCGUGGUCAUCAAAGGAACAAAACACACACACACACCAUAACAGCCAACCGGCCUGCCCUGCCCGGCUGCGGUCCUGGAUGGAUGGACAGAUGGACACUGGGGGCUGCCAUGGGCACUGUGCUCCCCCCAGGCUGGGUCUGAUGGGGCUCCUGCUUCCUCCUCCAUGUGCCAGCUGGGGCUCCCCAGCCUUCCUGCCCUCAGAAACCACUUUUGUCACCCAGGCAGGGAGCAGAGCCCAUUGCCAGCCCAGCAAGGCAGGAGCCCUGACCUCCACCCUGCUGAGGGAGCAGCACACACAGUCGUGCUCUUCAGUCUGACCAAGGAUGUUAGCAAUUGCCCAAAUCCCUUCCUUGCUCUAUCUGCAACUCAGUUUUCCCAGUUCUAGCUGGGAGGCCCUUCAGGGCAGGGAUGCUGUUUGGGAACAGAGAAUGGGGGUUUUGUCUGUCUGUAGGAAGAAAGGAGGUCACCAUUCCUUCUGCUGCUCCAUCUUCUCCUUUCCUCAAGCCAGGGCAGGCACACACAGCAGCAGCUCCCAUGGACCUGACACCACCACAGGAGAGGCUCCCAAGGGGGUUUAAUUCUGCAGCCUGAGCAAUGAGCCCCCACGCUGGGGUCCUGCCCACCCAGGGACCACCACGCUUUUCCUGAAGUCCCCCAGCACCAGGGCUGUUUGGGGUCUGGGAGCUGAUUAUAACACCCCCAAAAGCACAGUCUGUGGUGGAUGCUCACAGCUCUAGCUGGGGAUCCUUUGUCUCCCUGCCCUGCCCGGGAGGGACCAGCCCUGUCCCCCAACAACUUCUUUACAGACUUUUCAGUGAUUCGAUUGCAAGAUAAGGCAGAGAUGUCAAAUACAUCUGAGAUAUUUUUUACACCCGUCUUGUUACAGACUACCUGAAGUGCAUGAUUUCUACACGCAUUGGCUACCUGGACACAGGCCCUGGGGAAGCAGGCUGGCUCUGUCCGAAGGUUGGUAACAUUCAUACAGUGGAUAAGCAAAGAUUAUCAAUAAACAGUUGUGCUGAAAACAGAA